UUAGCAUCGAUAUUCUUGACUGUCUUAUAAGAUUUCUUUGUUUACUUUUUACUGAUUAACAAAAAUAUAAGAAUAUAGUACACAGAUUUUGUCCUGGUAACAUUGAUAAUGAGCUGCUACGGCUGUAGUCGCAAAUACGGAAUCUUCUGCAAGGAGUAUGGCUGUCCCAGCUGCGGGUAUUCCUACUGCGCCAAGUGUUUAAAACGACCAAUUAGUGUGCCGCGUCAUGCCAACAAGGUGCACAAUGUUUGCCUCAUCUGCUUUGAUAAGUUAUCCAAGUUGCACGCUAUUGCGGAUGCCGAGAAAGUUGUCGACUGUGAAUCACUGCCUGGAGAGUUGAUGAACAAGCUGCGACUACCAAAAUUUAGUGCUGUCGCAGAUUUAGAGUCAGCUGACGCACUUUUUGACAAUGUGAUGCCCUCUGAGGAACUAGCUGCUGUGCUCUCGCCAAUGAACAACACAGAUACAGGCGUGGCAGCUACUGGUGCAAUUGCUGCUAAUGCUCAGGAUAUUAACGAAAAUCUUGACAGCGCUAUAAGCAAACGCUUGAAGAAUCUGAAAGCUGUUGAAACUACGGAUGAUGAAAUACGCACGCGUCUGUCAAAUUUAAGCAGAAUGCCGCAUGAAAAGAACUAUGAUAAAAAGGAUUUGUUACUUUCCACAGACCAAAGAACUGAUCAAGACAAAAUCAAAGAUCUGCUUGAACAGUUUCUCGGUGAGUCGCAGCUAGAUCAGCGUGUAGAAACUCAACGAAAUGAUGCUCAGUCAGAAAUCGAGCGGCGCCUUCGAGCUCUGCGCGAUGCGCCCAUUGAAGGUACUGCUGCUGCUAACUCGGCAGUCACCAACUCGUCAAAUCCAAAUACACCUAGUGAUAACGAGGAUGAGAACGAUGGAACGUUGCUGCAAAAUAUUAUGAAAAAGUAUGUGGCAGAAUCACGUUUGCCCGAUCCUCUGGAAGAUGAGCUGGGCGACACAGGCUACAUUAAUCAGGAGGAGUUACCCUGGUGCAACAUUUGUAACGAAGAUGCAGUUAUUCGCUGUCACGGCUGUGAUGGUGAACUGUUUUGUUCUCAGUGCUAUCGCGAGUGUCACGAUGAUGAUGAUGAAUAUCGAGUCCAUGCUAAAGAAAAGUAUACUGCGCCUCCAAAAUUUAAAGAGAAUCAUUUUUAAUAGUCUUUGAUGCUUAUUUAAUAUAGUAAUUUAAGCUAAUAUAAGCUUAUU
Messenger RNA from Drosophila busckii, 1221 nucleotides. Its product is annotated as abscission/NoCut checkpoint regulator. Bases 109 to 1170 code for a protein of 353 amino acids. The transcript is spliced from 4 exons. Gene Ontology annotation, biological process: mitotic cytokinesis checkpoint signaling; abscission. The record is from RefSeq and is a predicted model, not a curated record. NCBI's taxonomy places the organism in Eukaryota, Metazoa, Arthropoda, Insecta, Diptera, Drosophilidae. Gene Ontology annotation, molecular function: phosphatidylinositol-3-phosphate binding. Gene Ontology annotation, cellular component: midbody; centrosome; cleavage furrow.